AUGCUUGAUUCGCUCUGCUGGGCCAAAUUUCUUGAACGACCUGAUAGCUCUAACAUCUUUGUUUCGAUUGCCCCUCUUUCUUUUGUUGACCAGUUGCGGUCUUCGCGCAGUGACGAGGUAGUGGAGCUGGAUGUUGCAAAGUUUUCAUUCAAAAGCCACAUUCCGUGCGAAGACGAGUACCUAGAAGUGCGAUACCGCAAGGACCUGAGUGUUACCGGGGCAAGAUUUUGUGUCUCAAAGCCGGAGAAAAUUAUCAGUGAAUCGAACGUGCUUGCAAUAUCAUAUCGCGGAUCAGAGAACAGUAGUAUAAUACUGAUAUUCCGAUGCGGGUCGUCUUUUCUAGCUUCGACUGAUGCCCAUAACAAAGCUGCGGAGGAGAGCAUCAAGGGGACGGACGUCAAGUCAGAAACCGAAAUAACGAUUAAUUCGCCAGCAGAACUGCUUGAAACAAAGAUCCAAAAGUCGUUUGUCUCCAGUUCACAGUCCACGGAAACGAUCAUCAGAACUUUGGAGGAAGGCAAGCAGAAGACGAAGAAAAAAGGGCAGAAAGAUGUUAUUAUUCCAGAAUUACUUGUUGAUGAACAUUUGCCCAACUUCAAAAUGAGCAAUUUUAAGACGAGUGGACAGAAUGGACUACUUGCUCGGCGAACUGCGGCGGCUGCGGCACGCAAAAUCGCAACAAAACUCGACCGUGAGUUGCACUUUCACUCAUCUCUUCUUCGAAUUCAAUCACCUUCCUGUUUUAAAAGUUCUUAA
Molecule: messenger RNA, 756 nt
Organism: Gongylonema pulchrum
Lineage: Eukaryota; Metazoa; Nematoda; Chromadorea; Rhabditida; Gongylonematidae
Source: the annotation of a GenBank genome assembly